Messenger RNA from Durio zibethinus, 2179 nucleotides. RefSeq lists its product as uncharacterized. The record is from RefSeq and is a predicted model, not a curated record. NCBI's taxonomy places the organism in Eukaryota, Viridiplantae, Streptophyta, Magnoliopsida, Malvales, Malvaceae.
UAUCGUCCAAAUUUAAGGAAAAUAAAUAAAUAAAAACAAAAAUGAAAAGUAAGCGGAGAAAAGGGAAAAAAAAGGGGAGAGGGAGCGGAAAAAUAAGCACCGCCCUUGAUUCUAUCUUUCACUUCCUUGCUCUUCCUUGUUUCCGUCGUGAGCAUAGCCUUCCCUUCUUUCCCUUCCUCUCUAACUGCCGUCGAAAAUUUGGACGAUGUUCAGAUCUCUCCAUGACUCCCUAAUUAUUGAAUCUGAAAUACUUGCAUAGCUUGAAUCAGUGGUGUGAAUUCGUAUAUGAGUGAUCAUGGGGUCAGCUUGUUGUGUAGCUGCAAGGGACAGAACCGUUCCAAAUAGAACCGGAGGUGAUACUUUGCAUAGGAACGUGACGUGUUCACCAUCUUGGAGCUUCCGCUGGGAUAAUCGAAGGCGUGUGGCCGGUGAAAUUGAAGAGCCUUCUUAUCAGGUGUCUAAUGGAGCUAGCAGAAAUGUUAGCAUGGAGAUAAAAGGGACAUUAGGCUCUGAUAGAGGUAAUCUUUCUGAUCAAGGAAGUGAGCUUGGAAUUGAGAACUAUGGAACACCCACUUCUCAAAAAUCACCAAUCCGUGAAGAUAUGGGUGGGGAUUUGAUGAACCCUCCUUCAGACAUAUCAAGGGCAAGCAAUUAUUCCAUGGAGGGGAAGAUUUUGGCAGAAUCACCAGAUAUUGUGGAUUCAUCUGCACCAAAGCUAUCAUUUUGUAUACCUCCAUCAUUCUCAUCACCAAUUACAAAUACUUUGUCUAGUCAUGUACAUUUACUUCCUCCCAACUCAACCCCAUCCAGACGGGCACGCCGUUCACCUGGUUACCGGCUAUCGAGGCAGGUGUCUGAUAGUCGAAUCCUAGGAUUGAGAUCACCAAAUAAUUCAAUGUCUGAAGGAAGGUCAUCUUUUGUGCUCUCCACGUGUAGCAAUGACUUAACAGCUGGAUCUCAUGGUGGCUCUUCUGAUGGCUGGUCCAUGCGCACUUUUACUGAGCUUGUGGCCUCUUCUCAAAGAGAAAGGUGGUCUUUUGACAGUGAACACUUUGGUUCUGGUUAUGGUAAAAUAAGUGGAUGUAGCAACAGGUUCUCAUAUUCUCCAUCCAUAGAUAUGAGAAAUUGUGGGGCUUGCUCAAAGCUUUUGGCUGAGAGAUCUUCAUGGAGCUGCAAUGAAAUUUCAGUGGUUGCUGUACUUGUCUGUGGACAUGUUUACCAUGCUGAAUGCUUGGAGAUGAUGACACCAGAGGCUGACAGAUAUGACCCAGCCUGCCCAAUAUGUAUGGUUGGAGAAAAACAGUUCUCAAAGAUUUCCAGAAAAGCUUUGAAAGCUGAAGCAGAGUUGAAGACAAAACAUCUUAAGUUAUUCAAGAAUAGAGUUAUAGAUAGUUUUGUUGAUGGUGGUUGUGAUGAUGUUGACCAACAAAAAAAUGCCAAACGAGAAGGAAAAGCUCCAAAGUUGGAACCCAGUUCUAGCCGGAGAAGCUCCUUGGCAAAGCCUUUCUUGAAACGCCACUUCUCAAUUGGGUCUAAGUGGGGCAGAUCACUAUCGGAGAAUGAUUCUUCCAGGAAGAAGGGCUUUUGGGUAAGAUAUCGAAAAGAUCGAGUUCCCUAAUGUACUGUCUUGAGGAGAGGGGCCUGUCCGUUUGAUCAUAAAAGUUUAUCACUGUCAGUAAAUAUGCCUUUUUUUUUUCCCUCCAAAGGGUUUAAGAGAGAAGCUCACAGUAUGCUCCGCAAGUCAGGCUUCCAAGUUCCAAUGCAAUCAAAUCUAAAUUUCUUAAUUUAGAGAUUCGUCUCGGUUUUUUAAGGUAAUAUACUAUCCACAGGAUAGCCAUGGAAAAUUUCCUACAUUGACCUACCUUAUAACUUGUGCCUCUUAGUGUUUUUUUUCUUUUUGUUGCCCAUAGCCUAGGGCUGGGUAGGGCAUGAAUAUGACCCAACUUUGAAUUGGAUCAGAAUAUAAGUGUGUAGUUUUAGAAAUUUAUAUGUAAUAACAUAUCAACUGGUGGGGUUUUGAGAGUUCAAAGUUCUAGGUAAGCUUGUUCUUUGUAGGUUUCAUGCAAAGAUGUAGCUGAAUGUGGCCUAGCUUUUAUAUCUACAUGCAAUUCUGGAUGACUGAUCUAAAAGGAACCCAUUGACGGAUCAACUCAAUGAAGCAUUGAAUUGAUUGAGAAAA